Messenger RNA from Geodia barretti, 1140 nucleotides. The record is from the annotation of a GenBank genome assembly. NCBI's taxonomy places the organism in Eukaryota, Metazoa, Porifera, Demospongiae, Tetractinellida, Geodiidae.
AUGAUGGUGAAUGAACUCUACAAUGAAGUGUACAAUCCGGUUCUUCUCUACAAAGCUCAGCAUAUUCCAGAGCCAGAUUACCCUUCAUUACCUGAUGAUGCAUUUGUAUUUGCCCUGCAGACAGAGUGGCAAAGGGAACUCUAUGAGAGAUUCUCUGGGAGUGUACUCUGCAUCGAUUCAACACAUGGUACAAACCCAUACAAGUUCAAACUGGUGACAUGCAUAGUGCCUGAUGAGUUUGGUAAAGGUCAGCCUGUGGCAUGGUGUAUCACUAACUAUGAAACCACAGAUUAUUUUAUGACUAGAGAGCCUCAAACGGCAUGGAAACAGCAAAUUCGCAGUGUAAAAGCUGAGUGCCAGCAAGAUCUGUACCAGACCCUCUGCCUACUAGAAAGUGAACCAAGCGUGGCGGUUUUCCUUGAGAGACUGGCAAAAUUUCUGGAAAUGUGGAGGACCAAGGAAGCAAACUUUGUGGCAUACUUUCCAAUCGUACAGAAAAAUGGGCGCGGUGCUGACACAGACACGAAUAUGUACCUAGAAAGUUUUCACAACAACCUGAAAACACACUAUCUGAAUGGGAAAGUGAACCGCAGGGUGGAUUAUCUUAUUCAUGUUCUACUUGAGGUUGAGACUGACUGCUUCUUCAACUACAACCAAAGGCGUAUUCUCAGUGGAUUAAAUCCCAGAAAGUUGAGAGAAGAAGAACGCCAUCAGCAGGGAAUGAAAAUUGACACAACACUGAUACAGGUACAGUCAGUUAAUGUUGCCGAUCAUCGCCUCGUCAACACUGUUUUGGGGGUGAGGGCUGUAAUUCUCCUUGCACUUCCGCUUCAUGUGUGUGAUGCUGGGGAGAACCUUCUGCAGAUAAUGGUACCCAGGCUCAUUCUGUGAAGGUAAGCGGGUGUUGUCGACGAAGUGCAGGUAGCGAGAUAUCUGUUCGAAGCGGUCGCGUGUCUUCGACGCAAUGAACGUGUUGCGCAGCUUGUCGUCAGUGGACCAGUAGUCACGGAUCUCGGGAAGGCGAUUUAUCCCCAUGACUACCAUGAAGCCAAGAUAGGCUUUCAGUUCUUCAACUGAGGUUGUCCACGUGGCGUUACUGUAUGCAUUUUAUUACUGGGAUAAAUACAGAUCUGUUUGUGU